AGUUGCGUAUCUCCCAUUCUCUUUUUUUCCUGGUGCUGGGAGUCCAUGCUGCGCUGACUCCUUCCGUUAUCUUCCUCUGUUGUCAUUGCUGACAGCUAGUCCCAGUAGGAGAAGGAAACAUCAACUCGUAGAAGAGAAACGGAAAAUCGAUUUGGCUUCUACUCGGUGUGCGAUGCUCCGCAAGUGCUGUCUAUGGCGUUGGCGUCCAGAACGGCGCCUGCCACGUCGCUUCCGCGAUGUCCCUGACGAGUUCACCGAUCUUCGCACGGCGGACAGCCGACCGAUGCUUUUUACGCCUAGGCGUCCUGCCCCACUGCGGGACGUGACCCGCCUCCACGACGUCCUCAUCGACAACGCUGCCGUCAGCGCGCACAAUUCGGACGAUAUCACGCAGCAGCCCAUCGCCCUGCUGGCGCCCGAUCGAAUGGGACUGCCGCCCCAACUUGUGGGGUACCUGGAGCACCGCUUUCUUGAUACAAACCGCAGUCUCUCCGCCACACCAGCAGCAGUGACGGCCGGCUCCUCCUCUUUUCAGGGACUCACCGUCGCACAGGCGCGCAUUCUGCAGCACAUGUAUGCGAGUCAAGACGUGGCGGUGUGUGCGCCGACCGGGACGGGCAAAACCUUCGCGCUUUGUCUCGGCGUCAUCGCACGCCUCAUGCGGGACGGCCCGAUGAAGCUGCUGUCCACCGUUGUCUUGGUGACCAGCGACUACCUGUGCUGGCAGGUGGAAAGGUGGCUGCGUGAGAUGUGGUGGUACCCCAACGACGACCGACUGGUGUUUGCAGCCACAAGCGAUCUGUCCGAGGAGCACGUGUACCGCCGUCUGACGAAGGAGCUUGUGCGGGAUGCGGACCGGCCGAGCAAGGUCGUUGGCACGGUGGAGAACCGCCCCUACGUCGUGGUCACCACGCCCGAUGUGCUCUGGAGGUUUUACCAGCGCCGCCGCGUCGCGAUUGAGCGGCGGGAGGUGUACAAGAACAAGAAGGGCUACUCCUUCUCCCUCACACCUGUGCUUCCGGCGGUGGACAUGGUUGUGGUGGACGAGGUGGAUGAAGUCAUGCCGUCGACGCAGCCCAGCGCACCGGGCAACCGUCUCCUAAAGGAGCUGUUCAGGCACACGAAAUACCAGGCCCCGGUGCAGGUGGUCUUUACGAGUGCGACGCUGGCCGGGUCGACCGUCAAUCACAUUCGGCGCUACAUGAAGAAGAACCUUCUAGCAGAUCGCACGUCGCGCGUAUUCGAAAGCGCGAGAGAGUCGUCCACGCGCCUGGCCGCCGUAUCUAGCACGAUUUCACGCGCUGCCGUGCCAGAGAGCAUCCGCCACUUCUUCUACACCGCUGACACAGCAGCAGAGCAGUGCCAGUGCUUGGCCAAGGCGAUGGCUGCCACAUGCCCCUCGUUUCAAACUACGCGGUUGGAUGAGAGAACUUUAUGUCACUCCGAUAGCAGCGACAUUUCGAGUGCUGCUGCUGCGCAUCGGGACUUUAUUUUGCUGGUGCUGCCAGAUUCAGCGGAUGUGGGCAGGUUUAUCACCGAUGUCUUGCUGCCGAGCCAAGACGAUGCACUGCGCCGUCUCGGUACUGCUGGCCACCCCUUGUGUGCACGCUACGCGGUGGAACGACUGGAUUGUACGCUGGGGGAGCAGCAGCGGCAGCGGCGCCGAGCAGAGACGCGAAAGUUUAUUCAGCGCACCGUCCGCAGCGCCGAGGCACUCGAGAACGAUGAAGUGAUGUCGAGCAAUUCUGGCAUCGGUGUCUUCCCGCGGUUUGCGCGCGACGUCGCCGACGAGCAAGUUACGAGCGCACAUGCGGAGGAGAGGCCGGGAGGGUGCGCGGCGAACCUUCCGCAUGGCAACCGUAUUGCUGAUCCGCUUACCAAAGCGAUGGAGAAAACAAGCAAUGCUACGCCACCAUCGCCUAAAGAUGCGUCGCCUGCUGCUGAGCAGACACCUCCGCGGCGAUCGUUUAUCACGUGCAACUGCAGCAAUGUCCGUGGACUCGACCUUCCACACCUCACCCACGUGAUCAUUCUCGCACAGCCCACCAGCGGCCUCGAGUACGCGCAUUGGUGCGGCCGUGUGGGUCGCUUUGGGCAGCCCGGCGUCUCCAUCACGCUUAUGGCGCGGGGCGCGACGCGGGGCAUGCAUGACUUCUGCAACUCGCUGGGCAUCGAAUUCCGCGUGGAGAAGCGCCACCCCGCGGUGGACGUCAACGCAGAGCGACUGUUGGGAGGUGCGGAGGUUGCGUAG
Molecule: messenger RNA, 2251 nt
Organism: Leptomonas pyrrhocoris
Lineage: Eukaryota; Euglenozoa; Kinetoplastea; Trypanosomatida; Trypanosomatidae
Product: putative DEAD/DEAH box helicase
Exons: 1
Coding region: 173-2251 (692 amino acids)
Biological process (GO): maturation of LSU-rRNA from tricistronic rRNA transcript (SSU-rRNA, 5.8S rRNA, LSU-rRNA)
Cellular component (GO): nucleolus
Molecular function (GO): nucleic acid binding; ATP binding
Source: RefSeq, a predicted model, not a curated record